Molecule: messenger RNA, 654 nt
Organism: Mya arenaria
Lineage: Eukaryota; Metazoa; Mollusca; Bivalvia; Myida; Myidae
Product: heat shock 70 kDa protein 12B-like
Exons: 5
Coding region: 91-654 (187 amino acids)
Source: RefSeq, a predicted model, not a curated record
CGAAACCGAAAGAAGAAGUUUAUUAGAGAAAACUAGAUGUGUUUGGAAAUAAAGUCGACCGUUGAAAAAUUGAUUUUGGAAUAAAAAGCAAUGGCACCACUUCUUGUUGCUGCGAUUGAUUUUGGAACAACGUACUCUGGAUGGUCUUAUUCGUUUAAACACCAUUUUCAUCUUGACCCAACAAAAGUCGUGACGAAGCGUUGGCAUGGAGACCAGUUAAUGUCAAUGAAAGCACCGACAUGUGUUCUGAUCGAACCCGAUGGGAACACUUUCUCAGCGUUUGGAUAUGACGCUGAAAACAAGUACACAAGUCUAGUAGAAGCGGAGGAACAUGACAAAUGGUACUUCUUCAAAAGAUUCAAGAUGAAGCUUUACGAUAAGGACAUAAAGAGAGACAUGGAAAUUGAAGAUGAAACAGGAAAGAAACUUAAAGCAAAUUUCGUUUUCUCGGUUGCAAUAAGAUUUCUUAAAGAUGACCUUUUAAAAAGCAUUGAAGAACGUGUUAAGGGAGGCUGCAGACCCGAGGAGAUCAGUUGGGUUUUGACAGUUCCCGCUAUCUGGGAUGAUGGUGCGAAGCAGUUUAUCAGAGAAUCAGCCGAAAGUGUAAGAAUAGCCCUAAGUAGUUUAUAUCUUAAUUCUAUAAAUGGUUUUUGA